This is a messenger RNA of Monodelphis domestica (gray short-tailed opossum), 7922 nucleotides long. RefSeq names its product tripartite motif containing 23 (gene TRIM23). The record is from RefSeq and is a predicted model, not a curated record. Gene Ontology annotation, molecular function: zinc ion binding; GTP binding; GTPase activity. NCBI's taxonomy places the organism in Eukaryota, Metazoa, Chordata, Mammalia, Didelphimorphia, Didelphidae.
UUCCCAGUCCACUACCCCUAACCCAUUCCACGAAAAGCCCACUGCUUCCUCCAUCUACACUUUCCUCCGCACCCACCACUAAACUUUUAAUCUUGCAAAGGUGGGGUUUCUAGACACUGGUUAUUGGUGACUGCGCAGCAUGGACAUAUAACUAAGGAAGCCAAAAAGUCAGGAUUCCAGAGUAUUAAUGAGGAAAAAAGCAUUUUGGUAUUUGUAGUUUAUUCGGCACCACACUGCACCUUGGGACCUGAGUAAGAGUGGUUGGAACAGCAAACGCAGGUUUAACUUUAAGGUACGGACUUCUCAAGGUCUCCCGCACUAGUCCCUCAGAGCCAAAUUUGCGCAUGCGCAAAGCCACGCCGACACAACGCCCCAGUGUGUCGUUCCUUCCCACCCACCCCCUCACGGAGGGUUGGGCGGAGCUGCGCGUGGCUACCUUUUUGCGCCUGUGCCGCCGGACGCAUAAGUGGAGGCGGGUCUUUCUCCGCCUCUCCGUUGGCUGCGGCAGCUGUGCGGUUGCUGUGAUGGCGGCCCUCCUUGUAAACAAGGCCGUACCCGGCUUCGAGAACGGCAAGCUCGGCACCAGGGGCCCCGUCGCUGUUAAGGUUCUAGAAUGUGGAGUUUGCGAAGAUGUGUUUUCUUUGCAAGGAGACAAAGUUCCACGUCUACUUUUGUGUGGCCACACUGUUUGUCAUGACUGCCUUACACGCCUUCCCCUCCAUGGAAGAGCAAUUCGAUGCCCAUUUGAUCGUCAAGUAACUGAUCUAGGAGAUUCAGGUGUUUGGGGAUUAAAAAAGAAUUUUGCAUUGUUGGAGCUUUUGGAACGACUUCAGAAUGGCCCCUUCGGUCAAUAUGGAACAACAGAAGAAGCAGUUGGAUUAGCUGGAGAGAGCAUUGUACGCUGUGAUGAAGAUGAAACACAUGUUGCAUCAAUGUAUUGCACAGUUUGUGGUACUCACUUGUGUGCAGAGUGUUCCCAGCAUACCCAUUCUACUAAGACCCUUGCAAAGCACAGACGUGUACCUCUGGCGGAUAAGCCUCAUGAGAAGACCAUGUGCUCCCAGCACCAGGUGCAUGCCAUAGAGUUUGUUUGCUUAGAAGAAGCUUGUCAGUCUAGCCCUCUUAUGUGCUGUGUCUGCAAGGAAUAUGGAAAACACCAAGGUCACAAGCAUUCAGUGUUGGAGCCAGAAGCAGACCAAAUUCGGGCAUCGAUUUUAGACAUGGCUCACUGCAUUCGAACUUUUACUGAAGAAAUCUCAGAUUAUUCCAGAAAAUUGGUUGCAAUUGUUCAACACAUAGAAGGAGGAGAGCAAAUUGUGGAAGAUGGAAUUGGAAUGGCCCACACAGAACAUGUACCCGGUACUGCAGAGAGUGCACGAUCCUGUGUCCGAGCCUAUUUUUCUGAUUUACACGAAACUCUCUGUCGUCAGGAAGAAAUGGCACUGAGUGUUGUUGAUGCACAUGUUCGAGAGAAACUGAUUUGGCUGAGGCAGCAGCAAGAGGACAUGACCAUCUUGUUGUCACAAGUUUCAACAGCCUGUCUCCACUGUGAAAAGACUUUGCAACAGGAUGAUUGCAGAGUGGUCUUGGCAAAACAAGAAAUUACCAGAUUACUUGAAACUUUACAAAAACAGCAGCAACAGUUUUCUGAAGUUGCAGACCAUAUCCAGCUGGAUGCUAGUAUUCCUGUCACUUUUACUAAGGAUAACAGAGUUCACAUUGGGCCUAAAAUGGAAAUUCGAGUUGUAACUUUAGGAUUAGAUGGUGCUGGAAAAACUACCAUUUUAUUUAAGUUAAAACAAGAUGAAUUCAUGCAACCUAUUCCAACAAUUGGAUUUAAUGUGGAAACUGUAGAAUAUAAAAACCUAAAAUUUACUAUUUGGGAUGUAGGAGGUAAACACAAACUAAGGCCAUUAUGGAAACAUUAUUAUCUCAAUACCCAAGCUGUUGUAUUUGUUAUUGAUAGCAGUCACAGGGACAGAAUAAACGAAGCACACAGUGAACUUGCAAAGUUAUUGACUGAAAAAGAACUGAGGGAUGCUUUGCUGCUGAUAUUUGCAAAUAAACAGGAUGUUGCAGGAGCACUUUCGGUAGAAGAAAUAACAGAACUUCUUAGUCUCCAUAAACUCUGCUGUGGUCGUAGCUGGUAUAUUCAGGGCUGUGAUGCACGAAGCGGGAUGGGACUCUAUGAAGGACUGGACUGGCUUUCAAGGCAACUUGUGGCUGCAGGUGUACUGGAUGUAGCUUAAAUUCACAUCAGUUUAGUUUGUGAUUAACUGUUAUUUUGCACAUGUCAGAUUGUAAUAAAUUCUACAUCUUGAAGAUGGCAGUUAAUCUAGCAUUGUGUUUACAGAACAAAAUGUUUCUAUCUCCCAUUGGGAAUUCAGUUCUUUUUUAUAUUCUUGAGAGUUACCUAAAAUGUUUUCCUUAGUAGUUUAAGUUGGUUAUAAGGGUACCUUGAAUUCGCAUCUUUUUAAGUGAAUUUGGACAUUUGAGUUUUCAGUGUAUUUGCUACUAGUGUGUUGGAAAAAAAGGAAAGAAGGUUAAAUUACACAUUAUGUUGUCCAGGUCCUACAUUAAACCUUAGUGAUGCAAUUAGGAAAGUACAACUAUUCCUCUAAAAUUACUUUUUCAGUUAAUUAUCAUACCGUUUCCCUUUGGAAAAGAGUGACUUAAUGAGACCAAAAGCAAACUGCAUCUUUCACUGAUGUAAGACUCUUCAACCUAACUUUUUCAUGCUCGGUGAAGCAAAAACCUUUAACUUUUAAAACUAAACUCUAAAAUUAUAAAAAAGUAUUUUAUACUUAUUUCUUUGUUAAAAACCUAAACUAAAGUAUAAUACUUUAUAAUACAAUGAGACUUAAUAAAAUUUUAUCUGCAUAGUCUGUAUACCAGGACAAAUGAGCACUUAUUUGGGUUACAUUGUGUACAUAAGCUGUGAAGGUCAGAUGAUUUCUAGUUCAUCCAUGAUUAGGAAAGAUCCAUUGGCAGGCCUGAUCCUGUAAACAGUAAGCUGUUUGCUACUUCUAGGCCAGUGCCCCAUGUUGGUGGUCCUUUCUGUUUUCAGAAUCCCCUAAGCCAUUAGUGGUUUCUCAAAAUACUAACUUGCAUCUUUGAUGUACCACCUUUCUUUCAAUGUAGCUGCUGUCGCAUCUAUAUUGAAAAAUGUAGCAAACUUACUGAAACGUAGAGAUGAAACCAGAGUGUGGGCUUUGAUGAAAAGAUACUUAGAAAUUCAAAUAGGAAAAAGCCUUUUAUGGUAUAGGAAAAUGUUCAAAUUAUAAAAUGUCUUGUUUAAGCAAAUAUUUUCUCAGUAUAAGUACAUUUCUCAUAACAUUGUAUGAUAAGGUCCACUCUCUUGUUUUAACAAUAAAGGUCUUGAAAAUUUAAAUCGGGGAUGUUGCAUGUAGAAAGAGAAAAGAGAAGAAAAUUACAAAAUUAAAAUGUUUACAUCCAAUUUGAUCAUACAGUGUUUUGAGUAAAAGGUUAAACAUGUUAGUGGAUUUUUUUGGUUCCAGUUUUUCAUAUUUUAAAGUUAUUAUCUUAUUGUGUAAGCAUGAUUUAUUAUGUAAAAGAUAUAUAUGGAUUGAUAUGUCAUUGUGUCCGUUUUUUUAACAGAGCCCUACCUGGUUUCUUUAGGAUGAAGUUUAAUUUUUCAUUCUAUCCAAUAUGUUCAGUGCAAUUCUCAUGAAUAGGAAUUCCAAGUGAAUGACUUAAAGGAUAAAACUGUGACCUUUAAGUAGCAAUUUGUUUUUUUCCCUUUAUUGAUGUAAAAUGUAUUUUUAUUUGCUUAAAGACAAGAAAGUUUUUAAUUAUUUAAAGAAAUCAUUCAGAAGAAGCCUUUAAUGGCUUCUGGAAACAUGUAAAUAAUAUUUAAUCGUAUUUCAUCUUUUACUUUGUCAGCCUAAAGUAAAUGCUCUGCUAUAAUUGUAGUGUGCGUGUAUGUUUGCGUGUGUGUGCAUAAAGGUAUUAUUAUGAAAUGUAAAUUAUUUAAUAUUUGACUGAUUCCAGUAACUGUGAAAAUAAUGCAUUUGCCUGUGAGCUUUUGAACUGUUUUCGCUAUUAGAUACUCUUACUAGCUUUCUUUGUAUAAGUUAUUAUUCUCUAUGAACUGCUUUACUUGUAUAUUGUGUUUGACCAAUUUUAACUUAGUAAUUUAGAGUCUUAGCAUCUUACUGAAUUCAAUUUCUGGUUUGGAAUGUGCUUCUCCAAGCUUAAAACAUAUUCCAGUCUAUGUUUUUGGGUGUGUGGUUUUUUUUUUUUUAAUUUUAAAGAUAUAUUUUAAACUUCAUUUAUUAUAAUUACCACCUUUUGGCAAACAUAGUUUAGCUCUUUUUCACUGCCUAAGAAGAUUGUUUCUAAAUGUUGUGGUUUUUAAAAAUCACCCUUGUGUCGUCAGUUAUGAAGUAAAUAACUGAAGUAAAUUGUAGUUUGGGAAGUAAGUUAAGUGCAAUAUUUAAAUGUCAGAAAAGUUGAAAUUUUGUGUUUAGUAUUGGUUAGGGACUGAGACCAUAGAUCAGAAGUCUCCCAUGUCUAAAAAUUAUUUACUCCAAACCUCAUAUUUUACAGAUAAACUAGAACCCAGGGAAGUUACAUUAAUUGCUGAAGAUUAUGUUUGUAGAGCUGUGAGUAAAACUCAGGGUCUCCUCACUUGUAGUCUCUCUCUCUCUCUGCCUCUCCCUCUCUCUCACUCACACACACACAGAUUCUCUCUCCUCCCUUUCUCCCCUCUUUUUUCAUAAUAUCAUUAGAUUGACAGCUGGAAAGAACCACAGAGAAUGUCUAGUCUGAUUCCUUUUUUUUCCAGAUGAGGAAACUGGGUACAGUCACUUACCUUAGCUUAGUUAUAAAAGUCCUCUGAACAGAAAUACAGUACUCUUUACAGGAUACACAGCUUCUCAUCAAUACUUAAACUUUUUAAUGUCUAUUCAGUUUAAAAGCAACUAAUUCCCAUUUAUUUCCUGAAACAGCAUCAAUGAGUAAUUGUGUGAAAUAUUUUUAAAAGUCAGCAAUUAUUAACAUAUUCUAUAUUGUGGAGUGGUACAAACUGAAAUUUCACAGAGGUCCCUAUAACUAGACUCAAAAUUCAUAAAAAUGACAGUUCACCAAGAACAAGAAGAGAAAAGCUUAAAUAUCAUUUUUUUUCUCCUGUGGAUAUUAUUUUACAUAUUUCCCACUGAGUUUCCUAAAAAAAUAAAACAUUUUAGAACAAGCAUGUAAAUUACUUGGCAGUUUACAAGUCAUUUAAUGUAAUUGUUUAUUGAAAAAAAAUGUUGGGAAAAAUAAUAGGCUUUGGGUAGAUUGCAGAUCUACAUAUGCAAACCUAGAACUUGGAGGCUUGAGUUUUAAUCCUCAGCUUCCCAAUAAUUUGCUGUUUAAGCAAAUGAUGUGUCCUCUCUGGUGUGUCCCCUCAUAUAUAAAAUAUGAGUUCUCACUAGAGGAUGUCUGUGUUGCCUUACAGCUCUCACAAUCUAUGAUUCUAAGUAAUCUUAUGUUCCUAUAUAUGAUCACUAUAUAAUUUUUCAUCUUAUGAUAUGAUCCUUCAGAUAUGUGAAACGUCACUGUCAAGUAGAGUAGGAGUUAGGAGACCUUUUCUUUCCAGUUCUUUAUUGUGAAAAGCAUAAUAGAUAUAGGGCUAGUCUGAGAGACCAGAAGAUCUUGAGUUCAGGGCUGGCCUGUGAAACAUCAUGAAUUGUGUUAUAUGCACCGGCCAUUUUAUGACUUGUGACUUGGAACACUAAGAGGUUAACACAAAUUUAAAUAAAAAUUGAUCUUCAUAUGUUCCCUCCAUAUAGACGAAGUCAUAAGUCUAACCUUGCUUUGCGUCCCUCAAAACAUCAUGUGUUGUAUAUAUUAAAUAAUUACAGUUAUUAUAAGUGUAAGGAUUUUUAUUCUUCUAGAACAGUGGUGUCAAACUGCUGGCCACAUAUUCACUUAGAAAACCAUAAAUUAACGUUAUCUGUGUUAUAUUGUAUUUUUAUAUGUCUUAUUAAAUAUUUCCCAUUUACAUUUUAAUCUGUUUCAGGCAGCACUUGAGAGAGUUUUGCAGGUCGUUUGACACCUCUGCUCUAGAAGACCAGUUUGAAUACAGGGUAGUUGUAUGUACUUUUGAUACCCUCGAUCUAACUUAUGAAUGUGUACAUACAUAUAUACAUCUGCAAUAGAUUUUACUGUAUUUAUAUGAAGCAUUAUAAGAUACUAAAAAUGAGUUUGUUUUUAAUGCUGUUAGUAAAAACAAUUAUUACACAUUAGCUGUUUAAUAUAUAUGGUUAUAAGCUUAUUUUAAGUCAUUCUUACUGAGUAAUAUUCAUCCUUGUGUGCAUUUUACUGUAUUAGUGACUAGUACUCCUUAUGGUCCAAAGAAAAGAGACCUAGAGUCAAAGUCAGAGGAUCUUUGUUCAGAUUCCAGCUCCAGCAAUUUAUACCUAUGACCAAGUCAUUAAACCUCUUGGGGCCUGUUUUUUAAUUUCCAACAUGAAGGGGCUGGACUAGACAGCUUCCAAAACCCCUGCUAAAUUCUUGAUAAGUCUCUAAUCCUGACUUAAAUAGUUGAUGUUUUCUUUUUUUAUUGGAAUUUGUUAUAAAACUAAUAAAUGGACAUGUGACAGAUAACAGCAUUAUCAUAAUAUAGUUACUGAAAUUUGGCUGUAACGUGUACAAAUAAGAACUUCCCAAACACUCAGCAUCAGGAUUUACAUUCCAUACAGUAUGUUUGAUACUACAGUAGAGUGUUUCUUCUCAGUCAUCAGGUGGAAGCCAUUACUACCCUUUUUGAUGUGUGGUUUUUAACUCAAUAGCUGUGUUUAGGAAAUGGGAAUGUGAUACCAUCCUGGCGAAAAUACUCAGUUGGUCUCAAUAUAAGUAUAGGUUGGCUAGGAUAUAUUUAAGAUCAUUGUCAUGGAAAAUUUAAAGUUUAUUAUGUAAACUUUGUGGUUUAGCCUAUUGAAUACUAUAGCUAACAACUGUGUAGAAAUGUAGUUGUUUGUGUUGUCACUUAUUUAACUUAAUAGUAUUAAAGGAGGAUAUUGAUAUAAGUGCUUUAUGAUGUGACAAAAAAUUAAAAUGAAUGAAUCUAGUAAGUGUACACUUGGGAGCUUUGCAAUAAGAAAACAAAAUUCUGUGUGGAACAAAUAUAAAACAAACUUAAGGAAAAGUAUAAAAGACUGUCAACCAGGCUUUAAAAUCCAUUCAAAAUUCUUGUUUAAAACAUUCUUGCUCUAUUAAGGGUCCAAAUGCUUUCAGAAAACAAUUCCCGACUGACAAGUAAUUAUGAGCUAGUUAUAUGGGCUUUGCUAAGAAAAAUACUCAUCUGUGUAAAAUUAAGAAUGAGUUGGAUGUGCUAAUAACAGUAGGAGAAGGUGGCCUAUGCAUACUUGCUUUUCUCUUUUGUAACUGUUCUAUGGAAGGGCAGAAGAGAGAAAUACAAAAGGAGACCAAGGGCGUUGUUACUCUUCACACUUUUAAAAGCAAGGUGAAAAGAAUAAAAGUUUUUCUUUUAAGAUAUAAGGAAAGACUCUGGGAAGUCUUAAGUGAGAAUGAUCCCAAAUUGGAUUAUUUAGCUAAUUAAUAAUAUGCUAUUUAUGCUCAUUUGUGUUUGAAUAGUUAUAUUUUUAUGAAAUGAAAAAUUCAGAUAAUACAUAGAAAGGCUUGUUUUGCAUGAGGGCACUCAUGCAAUAGCACUAUUUCAAAAUUCCAACUCACUUUAGUCAUAAAGAUAAAGAUAUGGGAGGUUUCAGUGGGUCACAGAACAUAACCACAUCAUUUUACCUAUAAGGAAGUUGAAGCCUAAUGACUCCCAAGGUCACUGAAAUAAUAGAGAUGGGCAAGAUUCGGACUCAGAUUUUAUACCUUUAUAGGUGGUGUGUUUUCUACUGUAUCACAGUAGUCUUAAGGAUGAAUAAAAUCAUAGAUCUGGAAACAAA